CUGGCUGGGAAGAUGGCGGCGGGAGCCCUGGGCGCCGCCGCCGCCGCCGCAGGACGGGCCCGGGGCGUCCCGGGUGCGCGGUCCGGAGUCGGGGCCGGGCCAUGAGCGCGCUGCCCUCGAGUGCCCGAGCCGCGGAGCCCGCCCGCGCCCCUAGCCAUGGCGCGGCUCGCGGACUAUUUCGUGCUGGUGGCGUUCGGGCCGCACCCGCGCGGGAGCGGGGAAGGCCAGGGCCAGAUCCUGCAGCGCUUCCCAGAGAAGGACUGGGAGGACAAUCCCUUCCCACAGGGCAUCGAGCUGUUCUGCCAGCCCAGUGGGUGGCAGCUGUGUCCUGAGAGGAACCCGCCGACGUUCUUCGUUGCUGUCCUCACCGACAUCAACUCUGAGCGGCACUACUGCGCCUGCCUGACCUUCUGGGAGCCAGUGGAGCCCACACAGGAGGCCGUGUGCGCCGCGGACGCCCCUGAGAGGGAAGAGGCUUCAGAGGAGGGCGGCUUGGCACGGCUCUCCCCCACGGGGCUGGCCCAGUCCGGCCAGCUGUUUGCUCCCAAGACGCUAGUGCUGGUGUCACGGCUGGACCACGCAGACGUGUUCAGGAACAGCCUGGGUCUCAUCUACACCAUCCACGUGGAGGGCCUGAACGUGUGCCUGGAGAACGUGGUUGGGAACCUGCUGAGCUGCACUGUCCCGCUGGCGGGAGGCUCCCAGAGAACCAUCUCCCUAGGGGCAGGAGACCGACAGGUCAUCCAGACUCCGCUGGCAGACUCACUGCCUGUGAGCCGCUGCAGCGUGGCCCUGCUCUUCCGCCAGCUGGGCAUCACCAACGUGCUGUCAUUGUUCUGUGCUGCCCUCACGGAGCACAAGGUCCUCUUCCUGUCCCGGAGCUACCAGCGGCUUGCCGAUGCCUGCCGGGGCCUGCUGGCCCUGCUGUUUCCUCUCAGAUACAGCUUCCCCUACGUGCCCAUCCUGCCGGCGCAGCUGCUGGAGGUCCUCAGCACACCCACGCCCUUCAUCAUCGGGGUUAACGCGGCCUUCCAGGCAGAGACCCAGGAGCUGCUGGACGUGAUCGUGGCUGACCUGGAUGGCGGGACGGUGACUGUUCCCGAGUGUGUGCACAUUCCGCCCCUGCCGGAGCCUCUGCAGAGCCAGACCCACAAUGUUCUGAGCAUGGUCCUGGAUCCAGAGCUGGAGCUAGCUGACUUGGCCUUCCCCCCACCCACAACAUCCACCUCUUCCCUGAAGAUGCAGGACAAAGAGCUGCGUGCCGUCUUCCUGCGUCUCUUUGCCCAGCUUCUGCAGGGCUACCGUUGGUGCCUACACAUCGUACGCAUCCACCCUGAGCCCGUGAUCCGCUUCCACAAGGCAGCCUUCCUUGGCCAGCGUGGGUUGGUGGAGGACGAGUUCCUGAUGAAGGUGCUGGAGGGCAUGGCCUUUGCAGGCUUCGUGUCAGAACGCGGGGUCCCCUACCGCCCCACGGACCUGUUUGAUGAGCUGGUCGCCCACGAGGUGGCACGGAUGCGUGCAGAUGAGAGCCACCCACAACGUGUCCUGCGCCACGUCCAGGAGCUGGCAGAGCAGCUCUACAAAAAUGAGAACCCGUAUCCUGCUGUGGCCAUGCACAAGGUGCAGAGGCCAGGAGAGGCCAGCCACCUGCGACGGGCACCCCGACCCUUCCCCCGGCUGGAUGAGGGCACCGUGCAGUGGAUCGUGGACCAGGCGGCUGCCAAGAUGCAGGGCGCACCCCCGGCUGUGAAAGCUGAGAAGAGGACCACCGUGCCCUCAGGGCCCCCCAUGACGGCCAUUCUGGAGCGGGGCAGCGGGCUGCAUGCCAACAGUGCCCGCCGGCUGGAGGUGGUGCGCAACUGCAUCUCUUACGUGUUCGAGGGCAAGAUGCUUGAGGCCAAGAAGUUGCUCCCGGCUGUGUUGAGGGCCCUGAAGGGGCGAGCUGCCCGCCGCUGCCUCGCCCAGGAGCUGCACCUGCACGUGCAGCAGAACCGUGCUGUCCUAGACCACCAGCAGUUCGACUUUGUUGUGCGCAUGAUGAAUUGCUGCCUACAGGAUUGCACAUCGCUGGAUGAGCAUGGCAUUGCAGCUGCCCUGCUGCCCCUGGUCACAGCCUUCUGCCGGAAGCUGAGCCCAGGGGUGACGCAGUUUGCAUACAGCUGCGUGCAGGAACAUGUGGUGUGGAGCACCCCGCAGUUCUGGGAAGCCAUGUUCUAUGGGGAUGUGCAGACCCACAUCCGUGCCCUCUACCUGGAGCCAGCGGAGGACCAAGCCCUCUCCCAGGAGGGAGAGACGCCAUCCCAGGAGGACGAGCGCUCUGCCCUGGAUGUGGCCUCUGAGCAGCGGCGCCUGUGGCCCACACUGAGUCGAGAGAAGCAGCAGGAGCUGGUGCAGAAAGAGGAGAGCACGGUGUUCAGCCAGGCCAUCCACUACGCCAACCGCAUGAGCUACCUAUUGUUGCCCCUGGACAGCAGCAAGAGCCGCCUGCUGCGUGAGCGAGCGGGGCUGGGCGACCUGGAAAGCGCCAGCAACAGCCUGGUCACCAACAGCAUGGCGGGCAGCGUGGCUGAAAGCUAUGACACAGAGAGCGGCUUUGAGGAUGCCGAGACCUGUGACGUGGCGGGGGCUGUGGUCCGCUUCAUCAACCGCUUUGUGGACAAGGUCUGCACGGAGAGUGGGGUCACCAGCGACCACCUCAAGGGGCUGCAUGUCAUGGUGCCAGACAUCGUCCAGAUGCACAUUGAGACCCUGGAGGCCGUGCACCGGGAGAGCAAGAGGCUGCCUCCCAUCCAGAAGCCCAAACUCCUGCGGCCCCGCCUGCUGCCUGGUGAGGAGUGUGUGCUGGACGGCCUGCGUGUCUACCUGCUGCCUGACGGCCGGGAGGAAGGGGCCGGGGGCAGCAGCGGUGGGCCUGCACUGCUCCCGGCCGAGGGCGCCGUUUUCCUCACCACAUACCGCGUCAUCUUUACGGGGAUGCCCACUGACCCCCUAGUGGGGGAGCAGGUGGUGGUCCGCUCCUUCCCUGUGGCGGCGCUGACCAAGGAGAAGCGCAUCAGCGUGCAGACCCCAGUGGACCAGCUGCUGCAGGACGGGCUCCAGCUGCGCUCCUGUACCUUCCAGCUGCUCAAGAUGGCCUUCGAUGAGGAGGUGGGCUCUGAUAGCGCCGAGCUCUUCCGCAAGCAGCUGCACAAGCUGCGCUUCCCGCCGGACAUCCGAGGGACCUUCGCCUUCUCCCUGGGUGGCGCCCAUGCACCCGGCCGGCCGCCUCGGACUACCAAGGACAAGGCUUCACUCAGAACGCUGUCCCGGAACCUGGUGAAGAACGCCAAGAAAACCAUCGGGCGCCAGUACGUGACCCGGAAGAAGUACAACCCCCCCGGCUGGGAGCCCCGGGGCCAGUCCCCAGCUGAGGACCAGGAGGAUGAGAUCUCAGUGUCGGAGGAGCCGGAACCCAGCACGCUGACUCCAGCCUCGGCCCUCAAACCCUCCGACCGCAUGACCAUGAGCAGCCUGGUGGAGCGGGCCUGCUGCCGGGACUACCAGCGCUUGGGCCUCGGCACGCUGAGUAGCAGCCUGAGCCGGGCCAAGUCUGAGCCCUUCCGCAUCUCACCAGUCAACCGCAUGUAUGCCAUCUGCCGCAGCUACCCUGGGCUGCUGAUCGUUCCACAGAGCGUGCAGGACAACGCCCUGCAGCGUGUCUCCCGCUGCUACCGCCAGAACCGCUUUCCUGUCGUCUGCUGGCGCAGUGGCCGCUCCCGGGCUGUGCUGCUGCGCUCUGGGGGCCUGCAUGGCAAGGGUGUGGUUGGCCUCUUCAAGGCCCAGAAUGCACCUUCUCCAGGACAGUCCCAGGCCGACUCAAGCAGCUUGGAGCAGGAGAAGUACCUGCAGGCUGUGGUCAGCUCCAUGCCCCGCUACGCAGAUGCAUCCGGGCGCAAUACACUGAGCGGCUUCUCCUCGGCCCACAUGGGUGCCCAUGUGCCCAGCCCCAGAGCCAGGGUCACCACGCUGUCCAACCCCAUGGCGGCCUCGGCCUCCAGACGAACUGCGCCCCGAGGGAAGUGGGGUAGCGUGCGAGCCAGUGGCCGCAGCAGUGGGCUUGGUGCCGACGUGGGCUCCCGGCUGGCUGGCAGAGAUGUGCUGGGGCCCCCCCAGGCCAACGGGGCCCCCUCUGACCCAGGCUUCCUGCGGCCCCAGCGUGCAGCCCUCUAUAUCAUCGGGGACAAAGCCCAGCUCAAGGGCGUGCGACCGGACCCACUGCAGCAGUGGGAGCUGGUGCCUAUCGAGGUGUUCGAGGUGCGUCAGGUGAAGGCCAGCUUCAAGAAGCUGCUCAAGGCCUGCGUGCCUGGCUGUCCUGCUGCUGAGCCUGGCCCAGCCUCCUUCCUGCGCUCCCUGGAGGACUCAGAGUGGCUUACCCAGAUCCACAAGCUGCUGCAGGUGUCUGUGCUGGUGGUGGAGUUGCUGGACUCGGGCUCCUCCGUGCUGGUGAGCCUGGAGGACGGCUGGGACAUCACCACGCAGGUGGUGUCCUUGGUGCAGCUGCUCUCGGACCCCUUCUACCGCACGCUGGAGGGCUUCCGCCUGCUGGUGGAGAAAGAGUGGCUGUCCUUCGGCCACCGCUUCAGCCACCGGGGGGCCCACACCCUGGCCGGGCAGAGCAGCGGCGUCACACCCGUCUUCCUGCAGUUCCUGGACUGCGUGCAUCAGGUGCACCUGCAGUUCCCCAUGGAGUUUGAGUUCAGCCAGUUCUACCUCAAGUUCCUCGGCUACCACCACACGUCCCGCCGGUUCCGGACCUUCCUGCUGGACUCGGACUACGAGCGCAUCGAGCUGGGCGUGCUGUACGAGGAGAAGGGCGAGCGCAGGGGCCAGCCGGCCUGCAGGUCUGUGUGGGAGUACGUGGAGCGGCUCAGCAAGAGGACGCCCGUGUUCUACAACUACAUGUACGCACCUGAAGACACGGAGGUCCUGCGCCCGUACAGCAACGUGUCCAACCUGAAGGUGUGGGACUUCUACACGGAGGAGACCCUGGCUGAGGGGCCCCCCUACGACUGGGAGCUGGCCCAGGGGCCUCCUGAGCCCCCCGAGGAAGAACGGCCUGAGGGAGGCGCCCCCCAGAGCCGGCGCCGAGUGGUGUGGCCGUGCUACGACAGCCGGCCCCGCGCCCAGCCAGAUGCUAUCUCACGCCUGCUGGAGGAGCUGCAGCGGCUGGAGACAGAGCUCGGCCGCUCACCUGAGCGCUGGAAGGAUGCCUGGGACCGGGUGAAGGCUGCGCAGCGCCUCGAGGGUCCAGGCCGGCCAGACGGGCGUGCCACUCCCAGCUCCCUGCUGGCGUCCAGCGUGCCCCACCACCGCCGCUCGCUGGGCGUGUAUCUGCAGGAGGGGCCAGUGGGCUCCACCCUGAGCCUCAGCCUGGACAGUGACCAGAGCAGUGGUUCCACCACGUCGAGCUCCCGCCAGGCUGCCCGCCGCAGCACCAGCACCCUGUAUAGCCAGUUCCAGACAGCCGAGAGUGAGAACAGGUCCUAUGAGGGCACACUGUACAAGAAGGGUGCCUUCAUGAAGCCCUGGAAGGCCCGCUGGUUCGUGCUGGACAAGACCAAGCACCAGCUGCGCUACUAUGACCACCGUGUGGACACAGAGUGCAAGGGCAUCAUUGACCUGGCUGAGGUGGAGGCUGUGGCACCAGGCACGCCCACCAUGGGUGCCCCCAAGACUGUGGACGAGAAGGCCUUCUUUGACGUGAAGACGACGCGUCGCGUUUACAACUUCUGUGCCCAGGACGUGCCCUCGGCCCAGCAGUGGGUGGACCGGAUCCAGAGCUGCCUGUCGGACGCCUGACCCCGGCCCUGCCCGGGCUGCUCUGCUUCCAGUCCUUCCAGACCACUAGGGGUGGGCAGGGCCGCCCCGGCCAUGUUUACAGCCCCGGCCCUCGACAGUAUUGAGGCCCCAGCCCCCCAGCACUUGGUGUACAGCCCCCCACCCGCCCCGCCUGCCCGGCCAGCCCUAACUUAUUGUGGCGUUGUGGCUGAGUGUCGUGUGCCAGGCAGCCAUGGUACGGCCCCCAGGUGGGCCUGUAAAUAGUCUACCUACCCAGUCCGUCGGCGUGCUGGCCCCGGCCGGCCGGCCACAGGGGAACUGUUUCUAGAACCAGAGUCUAUAUAAAAGAGAACUAACGGUG
This is a messenger RNA of Ochotona princeps (American pika), 6178 nucleotides long. It is a transcript of the gene SBF1, whose product is annotated as SET binding factor 1. Bases 157 to 5838 code for a protein of 1893 amino acids. The record is from RefSeq and is a predicted model, not a curated record. Lineage: Eukaryota; Metazoa; Chordata; Mammalia; Lagomorpha; Ochotonidae. The transcript is spliced from 41 exons.